AUGGCAUCCCAGCUGAAGGUAACAGUUCCCUUUGUUAGUUUCUUCCUUUUGUAUUUGGUGGCGUGGGCAAAUGCGGCUGGAGAAUGUGGUCGCACGCCGAUAAAUUCAGCGGCCACCAGCCUGAGCCCGUGCCUUGGUGCAGCUUCUAAUGUUAGGGCAAAAGUUACUCCGGCUUGUUGCACCAAAGUUAAUGCAUUGAUAAAGAGUGCUCCGAGGUGCCUUUGUGCUGUCCUCCUAUCGCCUCUUGCGAAAAAUGCUGGUAUUAAACCCGCAAUAGCCAUCACUAUUCCGAAGAGAUGCAACAUCAGGAGUCGACCUGCUGGAAAGAAAUGUGGUCGUUAUACCGUCCCAUGA
Messenger RNA from Fraxinus pennsylvanica, 354 nucleotides. The record is from the annotation of a GenBank genome assembly. NCBI's taxonomy places the organism in Eukaryota, Viridiplantae, Streptophyta, Magnoliopsida, Lamiales, Oleaceae.